Messenger RNA from Acanthosepion pharaonis, 951 nucleotides. The record is from the annotation of a GenBank genome assembly. Lineage: Eukaryota; Metazoa; Mollusca; Cephalopoda; Sepiida; Sepiidae.
AUGGGGAGUCCUGGUGAGAGGAAACGUCUCUUUCUCAUAGACACUGAUCCUGGUCUCGAUGAUGCCCAAGCCAUUUUAAUGGCCUUAGCAGUAGAUAGUAUAAAUGUUAUUGCUCUUACGACUGUCCAAGGAAAUUCUUCUUCUUAUGCUAGUUGCCUGAAUGCGCUACGCCUGCUGAAAGUUGCUGACAGACUUGAUAUUCCAGUUUUCCCAGGUUGUGAGCGUGCCCUGAUUUCUCCAACCUUAACUGCCCCUUUAUACCAUGGGGAAGACGGAUUUGGAGAUGUACCAGAUAAAGAGGCACCUGGUUUGGAUAUGGCCCAGAGUGAACAUGCAGUUCUUGGUUUAAUACGCCUUAUCCAGGAAAAUCCAGGAGAGAUAACUCUUGUUGCUCUUGGACCUCUCACAAAUAUUGCAAUGGCAAUCCGGCUUGAACCUACGUUGGGCACUAAAUUAAAAAACUGUUACAUUAUGGGAGGUAACUACCGAGGAAUUGGCAAUGUAACAAGAAGUGCUGAAUUCAACUUUGCUAAUGAUGCAGAAGCUGCACAUAUUGUCCUGACAGAACUUAAGUGUCCUAUUACAUUGAUUACCUGGGAAUUAUGCACAGAUAUGAAACAACCUCUUACCUUUUGGGAAAGAUUGUUAACUCUGCCAGGCAGGAAAGCAGCCUUUAUGCAUAACAUCCAGAACAAUGUCAGGAGACGGAAAGAAGAUUAUGGUUUUUACAUCAUGUGUGAUGAACUUGCUAUGGCUGCAGCCAUUAAUGAAGAGACCAUCUUAGAAAGUCAUGCUGUUUAUGCAGAGGUUGAAACACAAGGAAAAAUUACGAAAGGACAACUCGUUUCUGACUGGAGAAACUCCACAGGUAAACAAGCAAAUGUUCGACUUGUUACAAAGAUGGACAUAAAUCAAGUAGAGGAGCUCUUAAUAAACACUUAUAAUGAAUAA